Molecule: messenger RNA, 2616 nt
Organism: Cuscuta epithymum
Lineage: Eukaryota; Viridiplantae; Streptophyta; Magnoliopsida; Solanales; Convolvulaceae
Source: the annotation of a GenBank genome assembly
UUUACCUGUCCUACUUUCCUUUUUGGGUUGUCCCAAAAUAAGUGUCUUCUUUCCUUUUUUGGAAAGAAAUAUGUGGUCUACACCAUUUCACUUUAUUAUACUCAAAUCUCAACCACAACUUUUACUUUUUCAACCACUUCAUUAAUAACCGUGCCGAGUCAAACUAAGACACAUAAAAUGGGACAGAGGUAGUAUAUAUUAGUCCGGAAGGCAAACCACCCACCGGUGGGGUAAAUGCCGGGCAGCAUAUUUACCAAGUUUUAUUAAAAUUGAGAAAAGUACAAUGCGAGAGGGGGACCAGACCAAAAUCUCUCCGGUAGAAGCAUUCCUCCAAGAAAUACAUCAAGAAAGAAAAUAAAACAAUAUUGGGUGGGACCAAACCUAACCCAAUAAUACAUUCAGUAUAUACAUCUAAAAGAAGGAAGGGUAAUUCUAUACACAGCCACACAAUUACUAAUCACAGCCACAAAUUAAAAAUAAAUAAAUAAAUAUUCUUUAGUUGUCUAUUUUACCCCUACGGUCUAUACGCAAUUACGCACAACUCAAUAUUUCUCUCCUAGCAAAUGGGAAAAUAACUGCACAAGGAUAAUACGAAGUACAGUGUAAUUCGCCCAAUUCCCAAUCCAGGGAUUUGUCAAUAACUCAAGAGAUUUUCUGAGGUAAUCGACAACAACAGAAAUGGCACCGGCAAUGGGACACACAACUCUUUAAUUCAUCGGCUCUCUAUACGCACAACCCCUUCAUCUUUGAGAAGAUUUCUCCCCUAUAUUUGUGUUCGCACUUCGCAGCAGGACGACGCAGCACGACAAUGGUUCCACAAACCCCAAUAACCAAAUCGGCGGCUGCAACCCAAACUGGUGGGUUAGCUCGGCGACAAAGCUCCUGUGCUGACAAUGUAAGUCAGCGACAGUGCUUUGGAUGGCGAGAGUCCUCCAGGCCAACGAAAAUCAGCAGGUUAGCACUCAGCACAAGCAGCCUCUCUCAGACUGGGCACUUUAGUCGACAUGGAUGGUCGGACGGUGCUUUGCCUAUCCCAACUCGGAUGGAAGAAACUCCUAGGACGAACGGGCUGUGUGUAGAGACGGAUGAAUUAAUCGGGGGGGUAAAAUAGAUACUUAAAAAAUAUUAAUUAAUUUAAUUUUAAUUUGUGGCUGUGUCUAGCAAUUGUGGGGCUGUGUAUAGAAUUACCCAAGAAGGAAUUCUAAACAAAUCCAUAAAAUAGGCCUGACGGGCCAUGCUAGGCAGAUGCUUAGGCCUUGAGAAGUAUAGAAGUUGGGCCGAUGCACUGCUUGCCAGGUGAUGGGCUACGGUAUUGCACUCUCUCCAGGUAUGUCCCAACAAAGGACAUGUUUCCUUUUUCUUAUCUCUAACAUUUCCUGAAUUAUACCUCUCCAUCUUCCUUCAGCCGAUUGUUCGAAGUAUCUAAGCGCCUGAGUUGCGUCUGUCUCCACCGCCCAACGAGUAGCAACGACCAUUGUCAAGAUCUCUGCUUCAAGACUGGACGAAGCAUCAAGUGGAAAGGAUAUGGCCCCUACGAGCUCACCAUCCCCAUUCCUCAGAACCGCUCCUCCUCCUGCUCUGUCAGGAAGGCCAGUGGACUCCAUUCCCAAGAUUCUCUGGAUGCUCCUUAAUCUAGAUCUUGCUGAUUGGCCAUAAAUGAAUGAGCUUUUUUGCAAGUUAACAACUUGGCCAGAAGCAGACUGGUAAGCUUUAACAAAGGACACUUUCAAGUUCAAUUUGCUCUUCCACAGAAUAAAGGUUUGAGAAAAAAGAGACAGCAGCUUCUCCCAUUUCUGUUAAAGAAUUAACCAUGUUCCCAUCACUAUCUUGGAUAGAGGCUGACAUGUUACAGGUAGAGAGCUGACCACUGGUUGACCAUUGGCUGACAAUGCUGCAUCCCUAUCCAUGCCAGAUGCCUCAGUCUGCAUUACGGCCUGACUGUGUUGCUGAACCUCCUGUCCCACUGAUUGGUUUGCCACAGAAUGAUGUUGGGACUCCUUCCCCUCACUCACACCUACAGAGAUUUCUUGUGAAGCUAUUUUUUUUGCCAUAACAUCCACUUUGGCUCCGAUUUCAUCCCAACCAUCUUUCCAAUUCUGGAUUGGCUGUAGUUUCCUUGUGAUUUUCUCAUCAGACAAAGUCUUCUUGGACUCCAACUCAGAGUCAUAAUCUAAUAAUUUGUUCAACAUAUGUACCUGAAAGUCAUCCUGAAUCAAUUUUGUCAUAGUGGCAUUAGGCUUUCCCACCCCUGGAAUAUCCAACUGUAACAUGGUUUGCAAUUCUUUGUCAUCUGCAGGAUUAUAUUUGGCAGGGGUCUCAGGAGUCAAAGAAGCGUCACUCCCAAGGAUUUCAAUAGCUCCUGAAUUGGAAGUAGAUUGAAAAUCAUUGAUAGGCUCAUGUUCUGUAAUAAUCCCUUUUGCUUUCUCUUAGUUAAAAAUUUAACUUGUUUAGGUUGGUCACCCUUAAUUUUUGGCAUCCAUUGCUGCUUAGGCAAAGUCAAUGUUUUGACUUCCUCAUUAUUUAGUUUCGGACAUUUAGAUUGCAAAUGCCCCAAGUGCAAACAAUGUGAGCAAUAAUCUGGCCGUUCCUCAUAUAUUAUAUUCUGUAUGAAACCAU